AGAGGAGGAGACCGGCGGGCCCGGGAGGAGAGGCGAGGAGGGGAGCGGAGCUAUGCUAAACCUGGGGUACCGCUGAGGCGGGGCGGCCAGGCCGGAGGCGGGAGCUCUCCGGCUCCUGAGGCGUCAGGCGGCAUUUCGGCGCGGGGAGCGGCUCCGCAGCCACCGGGCCAAUGAACAUGUCCGUGUUGACUUUGCAGGAAUACGAAUUCGAGAAGCAGUUCAACGAGCAUGAGGCCAUCCAGUGGAUGCAGGAGAACUGGAAGAAAUCUUUUCUAUUUUCAGCACUGUACGCUGCCUUCAUAUUUGGUGGUCGGCACCUAAUGAAUAAACGAGCAAAAUUUGAACUGAGGAAACCACUAGUGCUCUGGUCCCUGAGCCUUGCUGUAUUCAGUAUAUUCGGUGCUGUUCGAACUGCUCCUUACAUGCUGUACAUUUUGAUGACCAAAGGCCUGAAGCAGUCAGUGUGUGACCAGAGUUUUUACAUUGGACCUGUCAGCAAAUUCUGGGCAUAUGCAUUUGUGCUAAGCAAAGCACCUGAACUAGGAGAUACAAUAUUCAUUAUUCUUAGGAAACAGAAGCUCAUCUUCUUACACUGGUACCAUCACAUUACUGUGUUACUUUAUUCUUGGUAUUCCUACAAGGACAUGGUGGCUGGCGGUGGCUGGUUUAUGACCAUGAACUAUGGAGUGCACGCUGUUAUGUACUCUUACUAUGCCUUGCGGGCUGCUGGCUUCAGAGUCUCACGCAAGUUUGCCAUGUUCAUCACCUUGUCCCAGAUCACCCAGAUGUUGGUCGGCUGUGUAAUCAACUACCUGGUCUUCUCCUGGAUGCAGCAUGGCCAGUGCCAUUCCCACGUGCAGAACAUCAUCUGGUCCUCUCUCAUGUACCUCAGCUACUUUGUGCUCUUCUGCCAUUUUUUCUUUGAGGCCUAUAUUGGCAAAACAACAAAAGCAAAGAAGGUUGACUAGUGGUGAGAAUGAGACAGAAGCCAUAGCUCAGGGUCAUCAAGAAAAACAAAUUCACAAGAAAAGAAAAUGGCACAAGGAAACACAUAUAUGUACGGUGCAGCUAAAACUUGGCAGCUUAGGGAAAGUUAGCUUGGUUUAACCCAGUAAGUUUAUGAUCCUAUCAUGGUGAGGACUCACUGAAAUCUACUCUAACUCAAAGGACUGCUGACGAAAGACUCCUUCCUUCUUGUACCUGCCUGCUCCAGAAAAGAAAUGAGAUAAGUGAGAAGUGAAGAAAAGCAGAAAGGAAAAAUAUUGAGGGGAAAGAAAGUACAUUAAAUAAACUGUGUUUCCCUGGGAUGGAAAAGAAUUUUAUUGUGGAAAAAAAAGUUUCUAAAUUCUGAUAGUUUUUCAGCAUUUAACUUGAACAAAACAUUUACAUUAGUGGUAGGAUUGUGAAAUAAAAAUCUUUUCUGUAACAGGUUUAUACCUUUAGCCAAAAGGAAACCCAAGAGGAUGUCACGUACACCUAUGUGGAAAGCGGUUGAACUCCAUUGUGGUCAUGAAUGGCAGCGAGAAGAUAUUGAGUGCUCUGCUCUGUCCCGUGCCAAGGGAGUAGAGCUGGGAGGCAGGCACCUCUCUGGGGUGCAGGAGGGAGUAGGACUUGUACAAGAGCCUAACAUGAAAAGAUGUGCUGUUGCAAUACAUAUCUCAGCAAGUGCAUUUUCCAAGUGCAUUUUUCAGCUAAAGGCAAGGAGUUUCUGCAGCAGGAUAAGACAUAGAGGGUUAAAUCAAGUGAUAUUUGCUAAAUUACCAGGGGCUAAUAGCAGAUGAAUGUUCAGGAAGGAGAGGGAGGCAACUCCUGAAACAUGAUUUUUAAGAAUUAUCCAUCAAUCUCAAAUUAACCCACAGCAACACGGAAUGGAAUGAGGGGAAAUGAGAAGCCACUCUAGCCAGCGAGCGACGCCUCUUCCCAUUGAUUCCCAAGCCGUGCGUCGGGUGGACCCGGGAGGCAAGGCAAGGGGAAGAAGCACGGGACCAGGCAACCCUGGGUGGCUCUGUGCCUCUGAACGCACCUGCCAGGCUGGGCAAAGAUGUGCCAAGAGCCCUCCUCUGGUCACAUGGAGAUACUACUGCAAAACGUGCCCGGAAUAAGAUUUUCUUGGGAUUGGUAUAGGAAAUUAGUCUGAGCGGAGCGAUUUUGCUGCAACAGCUUAGCUCUAAUGUCCAGAGAGAAUUGUUCUUCAUUAAACAUGUAUCUCUCUCUCUGCAGAGUCUGUACUGUAACAUCAGACUGACCACUAACGAAGAAACUCUUCUUCUCCGCAGUCAGCUACAGAAAUAAGGAGAAACAUAUUUCACUCUGAACCUUAGAGAGCUAGUUGAUAACAGCCAUAUUCUCUCAAAGACGAAUAGAUUGCAUUAUCUGUGAUAUUCCAGUCCUUACAAAGCCAAAUAAAAUGUGUAAAAGUUCCUAGUAUUUCAAAGACGCAAGUAUGUAAACUUGAUGUUAAAUGUGUUAAUGUAGUACUCUAAAUUGUAUCAGUUAGGUAGCUUAACUAAACAAUUAGAAGAACUAGAUCAACAAAAUAGGGACUGCUGUUCUGCGUAGAAUACACACACCUAUAACUACACCCAUAUACACGUUCUGUGAAUUGUCAGCAAGAAAAAAGCCCCGCGGCAGAGAAUCACAUUUCCUGGCUAUUGCAAAAGAUUGUCAUUAUCUUUCUUGUUUUAAUUUGAGAUUGUACAGUGCAAAGGGUUUGGUUUUGUUUUCUCAAUUAUGAUUUUUAGCUUUAAUUGUGCUGUCAUUCAUGAAACAGAGCUGCUUUAGUAUCUUGUUAAGAGAUGACAAGGGCUUUCGGUGUCUCAUUAUAUACAAAAGAAAAACAAAUAAAGUUACAUUCCAUGUUAUGUGAAUGGUCUUACAAAUCAAAAAGCCUCUGUAGGCCAAAAUCAUAAUUAUAACAAGCAGAAAAGAUGUUUACAUUUGUGUUAUUUAAGUUAUUGAUGUGCUGACGUUAUUUUACGGUACACAACAAGCAGCAAAAUGUGAUAACCAGUAAUGAAGCUACAAUAUUCAUUAAUAGGACUACUGUAUACAUUGAAACAAUAGGCAAAACCAAUUAAAUGUGUAAAUCAUUUUGUUCUACA
Coturnix japonica (Japanese quail) is the source of this 3101-nucleotide messenger RNA. It is a transcript of the gene ELOVL6, whose product is annotated as ELOVL fatty acid elongase 6. NCBI's taxonomy places the organism in Eukaryota, Metazoa, Chordata, Aves, Galliformes, Phasianidae. Gene Ontology annotation, biological process: fatty acid elongation, saturated fatty acid; sphingolipid biosynthetic process; fatty acid elongation, polyunsaturated fatty acid. The record is from RefSeq and is a predicted model, not a curated record. Gene Ontology annotation, molecular function: fatty acid elongase activity. Gene Ontology annotation, cellular component: endoplasmic reticulum; endoplasmic reticulum membrane.